Hevea brasiliensis (rubber tree) is the source of this 1114-nucleotide messenger RNA. Its product is annotated as rac-like GTP-binding protein 5. Lineage: Eukaryota; Viridiplantae; Streptophyta; Magnoliopsida; Malpighiales; Euphorbiaceae. Gene Ontology annotation, molecular function: GTPase activity; GTP binding; protein kinase binding. Gene Ontology annotation, cellular component: cytoplasmic vesicle; plasma membrane; cytoskeleton. Gene Ontology annotation, biological process: cortical cytoskeleton organization; small GTPase-mediated signal transduction; establishment or maintenance of cell polarity. Bases 215 to 811 code for a protein of 198 amino acids. The transcript has 7 exons. The record is from RefSeq and is a predicted model, not a curated record.
UGGCAAGAGCUGUCCUUUCGUCCUUUCCAAAUAGGCCCAGCUUCCCCAAUUUCUCGCUUGCUUGCUUCCUACACAUCUCUCUCUCUCUCCUAGUUUUCCAAACACCUCUCACUGCUUGUGCUCUCUCAGUUUCUCUAUGUUGUCAAGGACUGAAAGUUUAGGGCUUUUCUAAUUGAAAUCAAGAACCCGGAAGAAGGUGAAGAGAGAAAAAAACAUGAGUGCUUCAAGGUUUAUCAAGUGCGUCACCGUUGGUGAUGGUGCUGUUGGCAAGACUUGCAUGCUUAUCUCCUACACCAGUAACACUUUCCCUACCGAUUAUGUGCCGACAGUGUUUGACAAUUUCAGUGCAAAUGUGGUUGUGGAUGGGAGCACAGUCAAUCUAGGGUUGUGGGAUACCGCUGGCCAGGAGGAUUACAAUAGAUUAAGACCUUUGAGUUAUCGUGGGGCAGAUGUUUUCCUGCUUGCUUUCUCUCUCAUUAGCAAGGCCAGUUAUGAAAAUGUUGCAAAGAAGUGGAUUCCUGAAUUGAGGCAUUAUGCACCUGGAGUACCAAUUAUUCUUGUUGGGACUAAGCUUGAUCUCCGAGAUGAUAAGCAAUUCUUUAUAGAUUACCCUGGUGCAGUGCCCAUUACUACAGCUCAGGGGGAAGAACUGAGAAAGCUAAUCGGGGCGCCUGUUUAUAUUGAAUGUAGUUCUAAAACUCAGCAGAAUGUGAAAGCUGUCUUUGAUGCAGCCAUUAAAGUGGUUCUCCAGCCAACAAAACAGAAGAAGAAAAAGAGAAGAAAGGCUCAAAAGGCCUGCUCCAUAUUGUGAUUGAAAAAUUAAGCACUGGGAAGAAAACAUGACCAACUAGGCAUUGAUCCCAUUAGUCUUUCAUUGUGUGUCUUGCGUUUUCCCAGCUUGAGGAAGCAGCAAGAUUUGGUCUUAGUAUCUACUGACAGAACUAGGAAGAACAUUAUAAGAAUCAAGUUGCGAGUUUGUCACGUUCUGGGUUACAUUUUCAUUUGUAUAAAUAUGAUUGAUUGCGUUUGUUAAACAUGCACACCCUUGUCAUUCUGCAUGUAUUGACUGAAGUCAGGAAAACUCUCAAAUAUUAAACUGUUUCCUCUUGUAUUA